UCGGAGGUCCCGUCUCCUACGGAGGAUAGCAACAGCUCACUCUUAGGUCCUGGUCGCGUCACUUGUGGAGCGCAGCAGGGCAGCUGCCGCCUUGGCGAGAUCGGCCAAGACAGCCCUCACUGGGCCUGGUCAGACAAAACCCCCCCUCCCCUGCCCACUUCAGGACAGGCGAACCCGACCGAGCGAUAACGAUAAACUGCCGUCCUCGUCGGCCCCUCCGGUCGUAUGCCUCACGACAGUGUCCGCGUUUGUGCCCCGGCGCCAUCAAAUCUCAUCCCAGGUCAUGUCUCCGACAGAUUCACGCUGGACGGCCCGGGAGGAGUUGCUUCGACCGUCGAUCGCCUUGCACUGGUUGGCGUGACAUCCAUGGCUCGACGCUCGAUGCUGCUGACGAGCCCCCUCGACGGCCGAGCCGGACUGCCCGAACUGAAAGAUGCCGAGUACGUCCGCGAGGUUUUGGGCCGAUCCGAUGGCGCCACCGAGUCGGAUAUCGAGCAGGAGUUGGUGUUAAGGGCAGCGGCCCUUCGGAUUGAGCUGCCGACUUCACGACGGCCUAGCACACAAGACCACAGGAUCGCCGCAGGUCGGUUUCUCGAGACGCCCCCACAACAACAUAGCCGGGCUGGAUCGGCAGGCUCGGACGGGACUACAAACACAGUCAUGACGUCGCGGACAACAGAUCAGACGACAGCGACACCCGCUCCACCAGCGGAGGCUUCGACGACGAGGAGGAGGAGGUCUAGCACGCUCAGCUUUUCUCAGUACGAAAAGUACAUCAGCCAGGUCGAUCCUGCGUUGAUUCAAUCCAAGCUCCCCAGGCCAACACGUGGUGAGAAGUCGGAACGGACAGGAGGGAAACCAGUGAGGUCGGGGACAAAGAAGGGGGUUAGGGGGUUCACCCGCAGUAUUGCGGCUAGGCUGAAAAGGAGGAGGCCGAGCCCGAGCUUGCCCAUGCCUUGUGUGUGCUGCCGCGAAGACUUCACGACCGACAGCAACAUCUUGCACGCGCUCCCUUGCGGCCACUAUUAUUGCCGCGACUGUCUGACCGUCAUCAUAGAUCAGUCGAUCUCGGACGAGUCCAAAAUGCCGCCGAGGUGUUGCACCCAGCCCAUACCGAGCGCCAUCAUCAAGAUGGUCCUCACACAAGAAAAGCAGCGCCUGUUUCUCAAGGCGGUAGUGCAGUACAACACCCCCUGGGAGGCGCGCACCUUCUGCCCCAACGCCGCCUGCGGCGAGUUCAUCCCGCCCGCCGCCGAGGUCGACCCCAAACACCCUUUCGAGGCGCUCUGCCAGGCCUGCCGGACCCAGGUCUGCCUCCUGUGCAAGCGCAACGCCCACCAGCUGGGGCAGGACUGCCCCGAGGACCGCGACAGCGAGGCCGUGCUCAAGAUGGGCGAGACGUCGGGCUGGCGCCGCUGCUACAAGUGCCGGUCGCUGGUCGAGCUGGCCCAGGGCUGCACCCACAUCACUUGUCGGUGCAAGGCCCAGUUUUGUUACAUCUGCGGCGCCGUCUGGGACCGGACUGUUGGGUGUCCCAACUUUUGCAACGGCGAUGAGGAGUUGGAGCGCCGCCGCGUCGAAGAGGAGGCCCGCCUAGCGGAGCUCGAGGCUGAGAAGCUCGCGCGGGAAAAGGCCGCCGAGGCGGAGGAGAAGGCCAAGCAGGACGCGGAGAAGAGGACACAGGAGAGUGGCGAGUUCAAGGCGCUCAGGGAACGGCAGGAGGCCGAGAUGGCCCGCUUCAACGAGUACGAGCAGAAGGUGAAGGACGCGCUGCAGAACCGGCAGUCGAGCAUGAAGAUCGCCCUGGGCGACAAGUUUGCGGACCUCAUGCUCAAGAUGCGCGAGCGCCACGCCAAGACGGAGCAGCACCUCGAGGACCGCCAGGUCCUGGCCGAGAUCGAGCUGCAGGCCGGCUUGGAGGAGAAGGAGAAACGGGUGCAGAUCAAGCUGCGGCACAUGGAGGACUACUGCAACGGUAAGGCCGGCCUCGUCGCGCCCCCUGACGAGCAACCACCACCACCACCAUCAGAAUCACAACCAGAACCACAAUCACAACCACAAUCCGAAUCACAACCACCACCCCAGGAACAACAAGAACAACCAGCCGACCCCCAACCCCAACCCCAAAACCCUCCCCCAACAACCACAACGACAACAACAAUGCCCCACCGCCUUGUAACCCCCCGCGACCUAGAACAACUCCGCCAGCAAUACACCCUCCGCGACAGCCUGACCCGCCGGCACCGUUCCCAGAUCCACGGCCUGCGCGAGAAGCAGGCCCGGCGCAUGGAGGAGCUGGUCGCGCGGCACGAGCGCGAGGUCGACUUGCUGGCCGCGCGCCGCGCGUCUGACCUCGUCGCCCUUGUUGUGCAGUCGGCGAAUGAUGAGGAUGCCUUACUGCGGGUGUGUGCUGCGCGCAAGGGGAGGUUGGGGAGGCGGUGGCGGAUGGAGGUGGAGGUUUUGAGGGCGGAGUUGGAGAGGAGGGAUGGGGUAAGGUAUGCCGAGGGGGGGGUGCCGGUUUGGGUGGGCGGGGAGGAGGAUGAUGGUGGGGAUGGGAUGCUGUUGGGUGAUGGUGGUUGUUUGGGUGGGGAGGGAUGGGGGGUGCAUCAUGAUGCGCGGCUGUUGGGGGGUGAUGCACGGUCGGUUGUCGUGUGAUGUGGGUUGUGUGGGAAACGACUCUUUUUCUGUUUUUUGCCCUCUUUUCUCCUACUUCGUUGGGCCGUUUUGUUGGAUGCUAUGGCCGCUUCUCAUCACGCUUUCCUAUCUCUCGGGG
Chaetomium fimeti is the source of this 2773-nucleotide messenger RNA. RefSeq lists its product as uncharacterized. Lineage: Eukaryota; Fungi; Ascomycota; Sordariomycetes; Sordariales; Chaetomiaceae. The record is from RefSeq and is a predicted model, not a curated record. The coding region runs from base 226 to 2655 and encodes 809 amino acids. Gene Ontology annotation, cellular component: cytoplasm; ubiquitin ligase complex. Gene Ontology annotation, biological process: positive regulation of proteasomal ubiquitin-dependent protein catabolic process; protein polyubiquitination; ubiquitin-dependent protein catabolic process. The transcript is spliced from 2 exons. Gene Ontology annotation, molecular function: zinc ion binding; ubiquitin conjugating enzyme binding; ubiquitin protein ligase activity.